Messenger RNA from Vespa mandarinia (Asian giant hornet), 5094 nucleotides. RefSeq lists its product as uncharacterized. Gene Ontology annotation, biological process: anatomical structure morphogenesis; cell differentiation; regulation of transcription by RNA polymerase II. NCBI's taxonomy places the organism in Eukaryota, Metazoa, Arthropoda, Insecta, Hymenoptera, Vespidae. Gene Ontology annotation, molecular function: RNA polymerase II cis-regulatory region sequence-specific DNA binding; DNA-binding transcription factor activity, RNA polymerase II-specific. The record is from RefSeq and is a predicted model, not a curated record.
UGUGCGAGCAGCAUCCGUCGAGGGGUUGGCCUCGUCGAUGUCGGCGAAAGGAGAGGGUGACUGUCCCCAUACAAAAGGAUAGUAACGAGUGGGGGUAGUAACGCCCGCCCAUUGGUCCGCCCAUGGUCCGACCGAAGCGGAGUCAUUUGGAAUCAAUCCGUGGCACGAUUUCACCCUGUUGUAGAGACAAUCGUUGUUCUAAGUUCGCGAGAACACGAACGUUUUAUUCGAUUAAUCGGCAGAAUUUUUCCGUCUGGACUGUUUUUUUUUUCUUUCCGUCAAUUUCACCUAUUCGUUCGUUCCCUCUUUUUUCUUUCUUUUUUUUUUUAUUUCCUUUUUAUUUACCCGAAAGAUCAUCUCAUACUUGACCCAUUUCGAAAUCCAAGUUAUGUUUUAUCUGGUGUAUUGUCGAAGAAAACAGUUUAGUGUUUUAUGCCUGAAGGUUAAAGUCUGACGAUAUGUACCUUCGAUCAUGGAGAUCCGUUUAAAAGGUUCCAUCGUUUUAGUAAUAAUAGAAGAGAAACAUCCUUGACGGCGGCACGUCAUGCCGAUGUACACGUUCCUCUUGGCUAAACUCAUUGCGAGUGUUUAGAACCGGUAAACAGAGAAAGAAAGAGAGAGAGAGAGAGAGAAGAAGGAAGAAAAUAAAAAAGGCGCGUUAUCGUUGUGGAAACAAACUAUUAGCGAAAGAUAGCACUCCAAGAAAGAGAGAGGUAGAGUCUCGCGUGUGACAGUUCGCUUCGGUGAAAUAUGUCGGACGCGGGAUGUCGACGAGGAAUCUUCUCCGACGGUGAUGUUUCCGACAACGUUUGUCCUUGAGAUUCGCAAGAAGACUUAAAAAGAAGACUAAAAAAGAUUUUAUCUAAUACGGAAUCGUUGAUAAAAGUUUCGAAGAAGGAUCGUUCGGGGGUUCUUCUUUUUUUUCUCUCUUCUUCAUUUCCUUUUUCUUUGUUGUUUCAAGGACGAACGGAAUGCGAGCGAUGACCUUGAGCGUUGAAAGAAAGUGGUAAAAUAAGAAGUGUGUUUUUCGGUUCUGAUGAACGUUCGAGGGAACUCAUGGAAGCGCAUUGUGCGAUGAUGAUGUCGAAUCUGUCGUGCGACGGUUGCGCUGACAGCAGCAGCCGGGAUUCCGACAGCAGUAGCAUGAUUGUAGAUCCGGUGAGUCUCGAUAAGAACGACAUGUCACCGCCGCAAUCGUCGUCGAGUCCGUUAAUAUCGAGUUCUCCGGUACCAACGAUGACAGCGGCGACGACGAACUCGUUAAGAUGUCGCGGUGGUGCGAAUAGAAUGACGAAAAAAAUGCCAUACUCGAGGAUGCCGGUAACGUCGGUGGCGUUGUCCUCGAAGUCAACGAGUCAACAAAAAACGUCAACGGCGGGUCAACAGUCAUCCGGUUAUGGAAACGAGAAAAUGUCUUCGUCUUUGAUAAAACCACCAUAUUCCUAUAUAGCAUUGAUUACCAUGGCCAUCCUACAAUCACCCCAAAAGAAACUUACGCUAAGUGGCAUAUGCGAAUUUAUAAUGUCACGAUUUCCAUAUUAUCACGAUAAAUUUCCAGCCUGGCAAAAUUCUAUCAGGCAUAAUUUAUCAUUGAACGAUUGUUUCAUUAAGAUACCAAGAGAGCCCGGCAAUCCGGGUAAAGGCAAUUAUUGGACAUUGGAUCCACUUGCCGAGGAUAUGUUUGACAAUGGUAGCUUUUUACGACGUAGGAAGAGAUACAAGAGGCCACCGCCUCAUUACGUUCUUCGCGACAGGGCUAUCAUGGCUACCUUUGCAAUUUGCGGCGAUCGUGGACCUUGUCCAGGUGGUGGGGCUGGACAUCCAGGUACAUUGGCUUAUCCCGGUGCUGCAUACCUUUCGCCACCACCCGGCCUACCACUUUUGGACUUUUCUCCGUCUACGUUGGAAGCUCUCAAAUUAGGUGCUUUCCUCGAGCCGCCAGCACCGCUUUACAAGCCUGUACCCAUUACCGCACCGCCUAUCAGACAACUCGAACCAACACCGACUAGGACAACAACGACGAUACCAAUGAUCAACGCACAGACCAGCGUUGAGAAGAAAAGAAACUUUAGUAUCGAUGCACUCAUCGGCAAACAAACGGUCAGCGAUCAGGGUUGCGCCGGUCUUCUCGAUCUUAGUCCGUCGGAGCACAGAGAAAUUAGAAGUCAAGCGUCCGCGUUUUCGCCUCUCGUUUAGAGCAAACCUUUCAUUUUGCUCGAUAAUUAUCUUUCGAUAUCGAUCGAUAGCGAUUCCUUCGUCCAAGUCGUCCGAUCCACCGAUGUAAUUCACGAUUAAUCAGAUAAUGGAACCCGUCGUAAUAAUGUAAAUUGGAUUUAUAGUAAUCGAAUUGUAUAUCUCGUAGAGAGAGAGAGAGAGAGAGAGAGAGAGAGAGAGAGAGCGAGAGAGAGAGAGAGCGAGAGAGAGAGAGAGAGAGAGAAUGAAAGACAAAUUUCGACGAAAGGAGUCGCGUAUAUUUCGUUUAAAUGGACUAAUCGUCGAUCGGUCACAUUCCUAUAAGAGACUCCUUAUCAAAGUGACUUUGUUUCGUCGGUUUUUAUUAUUAGAAUAAGGUCAUCGUCCAGUGAAUGGUGAUUUUAUUUGUACGGACGAUCGCAUCGAAAGAGGAUGCGAAUAAAUAUUUUCAAUACUCGAUCGUGAUCUCGACAUUCUCCUUCUAUUGAUAUACCGAUCCUAUAAUCAGCUACUACGUCAGUUAUUAUAGGAUUUAACUAUCGUAAAUUUUUAGUCGAAAAUAAACUUUGACAAAUAAUGUUACUACCGAUCGUCGGAGACUCGAAAAAUUAUAUCACCAUCAGCGAAAGUCAUGCGUUUGUUAUGAAUCGACUAUAAUUAAUCAACGACGUAUUCUUCUUUCUUUUUCUUUUUUCCUUUCCUUUUCUUUCCUUUCCUUUUCUUCUUAUCACCAACACCAACAUUAUUAUUCGUUCUUAUAAAUGCUAACUUUCGAAUAUUUUUAUUUCAAUGAUCCAUUUGUAUCUUUAAAUUAUUUUAUCUAUAAAAUAUCUUUAUCGAUAACGAUAAGAGCGCGACAAAAGAAAAAAAAAAAAAAAGAAAGGAUAGUUAGACGAAGGUGUAGUGCAAUAGUACGUGAUAAUCGUUUGAUUUCUAAUAAAUUCUUCUAAUAUUUCUUAUUAUUUUUCAAGUCGCGAUAUUAUAUUUUGACUUUUUAAUAAUCAUCGAUAUCAUCAAAAUGGCCACUGGCAAUAGUCUUUGGCAAUCCGUUUGCGUUCGGUCGAUUAAUAACGGCAUUGUAAAUACGAGCCCCGGACAAAUAUGUGCGUAGCACUCUUAUUAUUCCGGGGGCAUGUUUCUUUUCUUUCUUUUUCUUCGUCGGAUUUAAUGUAAAGACACGCUACUCGAAAUUGGACCGCGUUCGGUCAAGUAGGUAUUAUUUAGUUGUACAUAAAGUGAUAAUAUGUAGUAUUUUAAAAAUACAUGUACUAAUAGGACACAUUUAUCAUCGUAGACAAUUUUAUUGUGCACAUACGUGUAUAUCUGUGACGUGACGUGGCUUUUUGUUUUUUUAGAUUCGUUGAAAAAAAGGGAAUUGAUAAUAAAUACAAAAAUAAAAAAACGAACGAACAAUGAAAAAACGAAACAAUACGAAAACACGUUAUUACUUAAGAACAAAUUUUUCUCUUUUAAUCUAAUGUCAAUCUCUAAUGAGAUUGGCAGAGCCAAUAAUAUCGUCUGUCACGUGUGCAUUCCGAGAGAAUGAAAUUUGUUAGAAAAAGAAAAAAAAAAAAAGAAAAAAAUGAAGAAAAAAAAAAGAGAGUUUUAUAAUUUUCUCAGGCAGCUCUUUUCCUUUUUCUUUCCUUUUAAUUUCUCUUUUCUCUUUUUUCCUUUCCGUUUUUUUUUUCGCCAAAUAGACUUGGCCGUAGGAGUAAAUCCAGUAAAAGUUUCGAGAACAGGGUAGAAACGUAAUUAAAUAAAAGAAAUCUUACAAUUAGAACUGUAUCUUACGCGAAAGAAUGCAACUAUGAAAAACAUAUCGUAAUGUUUUAACAUUGACAAUUAUUUUUUCACAAGUAAUUUUUUUCAAAUAUUUUAAAUAACGUUUUAUAUAUAUACUAUAUAUAAUAUAUAUAUAUAUAUAUACAUAUUAUUAUUAAGAAUCAAUAUAGAAUAACAACAAUAAUAACGGUAAUAAUAAUUAUUAUCUAUUAAUAUUAACGUUUUUUCUGUCUCGUUAAGUUUUCGUUGUUCGCAUUGGCACGGCCUUUAAAGUGGAAAAGCCUCGAGAAAUUUGUAUUGUAGAUAGUACGAAAACACUCGACGAACGUCGAUCGAAUCUCUCGGUGAGCAAUAUGAGCAAGAAGGAAGAACUCGAAGGAGAGGGAUGGAUGAGAGAGAAAACAGAACGAAAAGGAAAGAAAAAUAUAGAGAAACGGGAGUAAAAAGAGAGAAGAGAGAAUGUGUGAGUGAGUAUGCACGUGAUUGUGUGGGUGGAUUGCGUCUGGGUGUGUGUGAAAAAGAGAAAAAGAAAAAAAGAGGAAGAAUUCUCAAUGAAUCGACGAUACAUACCCAAAGUGAAAAAGGAGAAAAAAGAAAAGGGAAAAAAAAGAAUAAUAAAAAUAAAUAAAUAAAAAAAAGGAAAUAAUAAAUAAAAAACCGUGCAUUAAUGCAUGUAGGUAUGUAUCAGGAAAGUGCGACAGAGUUAUGCGUUAAUUUCAGGAGAAACGACGAGCCAUGAUAUUGGAUUAAAAUUACGACGAUAAGGCUCACUGUGUCGGUUAUUAUCAGAGCAUAAUGCGAGAGAGAGAGAGAGAGAGAGAGAGAGAGAGAGAGAGAGAGGGAGAAUGAGAGGAAGAGAGAAUGAGAAUGAGAGAGAGAGAGAGAGAGAGAGAGUAUUUAAUCAGAUUUACUUUUCUCGAAUAAAAUGAUGUGUGACGCGGUAGGGGGUUAUUUUAGGUAAAUAGUGUCAUAUUUUCAGAUAACUUAUGAAAGUAAUAAAUCGAGAUUUACUUCGUCAACGUCGAGUAUCUUUCGAACUUUACUUGCCUUUAUACUUAACAUAGAUACGUUUGAUUGAAUACAUAUUUGAAAAUUAAAAUAAAGUAAUUUUUGUCAUCA